AUGCAUCAGAAACAAGAUUAUUCUGAACCUUCUAAAAAAUCUGAUAUUUAUAACUUAGGAGUGCUGUUCUGGGAAUUGGCAAGUUGUGCAUCACCUCUCAAUUCUGAAACAACAGGCGAACCUUUUAUUCAGAUCGAAUUUCUUAAAGGUGUGAGAGAAAGCUUAUUCAAACAACGAAUCAAGCAUGAUCCAAACGAGAGACAAGAUAUUGAUCAAGUAAUUUCAGAACUUAAUAGUAUUGAUCCUGAAAGUCAUUAUGAUUCUGAUUCUAAUGAUAAAGAAAGCGAAAAAUUAGAUGAAUUAGAAAGUGAAGAUGAAUUUUCAGAUUGUGACGUUACAUUAUACA
Molecule: messenger RNA, 346 nt
Organism: Funneliformis geosporum
Lineage: Eukaryota; Fungi; Glomeromycota; Glomeromycetes; Glomerales; Glomeraceae
Source: the annotation of a GenBank genome assembly